This is a messenger RNA of Trichomycterus rosablanca, 2125 nucleotides long. RefSeq names its product protein asteroid homolog 1-like. The record is from RefSeq and is a predicted model, not a curated record. NCBI's taxonomy places the organism in Eukaryota, Metazoa, Chordata, Actinopteri, Siluriformes, Trichomycteridae. Bases 1 to 2025 code for a protein of 674 amino acids. Gene Ontology annotation, molecular function: nuclease activity. The transcript is spliced from 4 exons.
AUGGGAGUACUGGGACUAAAAAGCUUCAUCGAGAACAACAGUGAUUUCCUGAAGCCGCUUUGGUUUAGAGACAGCAAGGUCAUCAUCGAUGGAUCAAACCUCUGCCACGCCCUGUACCAUGAUAAUUGGCUGGACCAAAUACACGGUGGAGAUUAUGAUGCGUUCAUGGACGUCAUCACACAGUUUUUUAAAAACCUUGACCAGUGUAAUAUAAAGCCUUACGUCGUGUUUGAUGGAGGGAAUGACAGCAGUGAUAAAAAAUUAGAAACCUUGAUUAAAAGAUCCCAAGACAGAAUUAAAAAAGCCAACGUUGUGUCGAGAGGCCAGGCAGGAACAGUGCUAAUUCUCAUCGGAAAGGUGUUUCAGCAAACCCUGCAGAAGCUCGGUGUUCCCUCCAUCCAGUGUCUUGCAGAGGCGGAUUGGGAACUGGCUGCUUUGGCCAACGAGUGGAACUGUCCUGUUCUGUCCAACGACAGUGAUUUUUACAUAUUUAACAUCAGAGGUGGUGUUCUGCCCAUCAAUCACUUCCAGUGGAAGAACAUAACAAACUCUACACAAAGUUACAUCCCUGCCAGGUGGUUUUGUUGUUCAAAUCUCCGUUCUGUUUAUAAGAACAUGAACGAGUCUCUGCUUCCACUUGUUGCCACCAUCUUGGGCAACGACUACUCUAAACUAGAGAGUGGUUUGUUUCCAAAUUGGGCCAAGUUCUCAACCAAAUUUGGAGGAGCCGGCAAUAUUGAUGGGUUGCUCAUAUGGCUGUCUCGUUUCUCCAACCCAGAAGAAGCCAUCAAUGCCCUUCUGAGCCAAAAAGAUAAAAUAAAAUCAGCCAGAAUUCGUACAGAGCUUUAUCAGGGAAUGCAGGAGUACCGACUCGAUUCCAGCUCCAUAGAGCAGUUCUUUAUAAGUGGAGAACCUCAGAGCAGACCUCCAGGUCCCUUACAGAGCUUACCAGACUGGAUGCUGAAACCUUUUGCAGAAGGAGAAUUAAGCUCCCCGAUCAUCAACGUCCUGAUACUGAAGCGCAUCAGGCUGAAACACCAGGUGGAGAAUUAUGAUCUGGACAGCAGUAAUAAAGUGUCUCUGCUCCCACGCCGUGUGAUGUAUGGUGUACUGCUUUGUGCGAGGAGGCAGGAUGGUAGUGAAUCCAGCAUGUCUGCUGCAGAGACGGUGGAGGAACACGACCGACAAAAACUGAAGCUGACCAGGACCCAGGUUCCUGCUGAGCUACCGAGGUGUGCAGUUUCACACCUUUACCUGGACACACUGUGGGAGGCGCCACAUGGUUUGCGUCUGCAGGUUCUUUGGGAGGCUUUGCGUGUUUCUUCGAUCCCGGAUUCUUAUUGCAUCCCUGAGAAUCUGCAGCUCGCCGUGUACACCACGACCUUCUGGCUAAACCACGCACAACCCGAGCCUAGAGCAGAAAUCUUCUGGGCUUUACUGAUCGGCCUGGUGUACGGAGAACUGCGUAGAGAGCGUCGUGCUGAUGAUGGCGCAGUGAUUCGGAGACUUGAAAACCUUAGAGCCCCAAAGGUCUGGAGGGGUGCGAGGAUUGUAGAUCUGGAGUUAGCUCACGCCUACAGUCAGUGGCGGUGCUGUCUGAAGGACGGCUACAACCUAAACCAGCUACUGAAUAAUCCAGUACCUGAACCAGAAUUAUCAAGGUUGUACUGUGGUCCACUGGUGCACGCCGUGGCUCAUGAGCUGAUGAGGGGUGUUGAACCCGAAUCUCUUCUCACCAAAACCCCUCAUGCUGUGGAGCUUUACCAAAAACUCCAGGCAGCAUCGGAGCAUGAGCUGGACCGUGACCUGGCCACCAGGAUUAGGACCAGGACGGGUGUCAGGCCUCCAACAUCUCAGGAGGACGACCUGAGCGAACUAAUAAAGCACCUGAUGGAUGAAGAUAAGGAGGAGAACGACGGAGACCAAACCUUUGAGGACAGGGUCAGAGUUCGGAGCCGGCAUCGUAGCCGAGGCCAAACACACGAUCCACGAUCCAAAAAACAGGAACGUGCGAGGUGGCAGUGAAAAGGUUUUAGAUUUGAAUUGUUUAUCAUAAUAACAUGAUUAAUUACUUUUAUACAUCUGGAACAUAAUCAGUGGUCAAAAAUCUGUGUUUAACAUGAAC